CACCUGGAAUCUACCUGAGACUUGAAAACCAGAGCAAGGAAACAUUUUUUUUUUUUUCUCAAUUUGGAGGCUUCCACGGGCCUGGGAAGGGUGUGGAGACCGUGAACGUAGGAUGGCGUGUUGCUAGGGAAGAGCUCCAAGAACAGUGGCAAUCUUCUGGAAGGAAAAGGGAGGAGAUAACAGAAUGACUCACAGCAGCUCCGAUGCUGUUUUGUAUGCCGGAGCAGAGCCGGGGGGGAGAUAGAGGAGAAACGAGACACACACAGGAAGAUAAAUAGAGCGCACCCCGGUACAAGUGAGCAGUUGUCAAACGAAGAAAGAAGACCGAGGGACGGUGAGUUAGAGACGGUGGGAGGAGGAGGACGGAGGCGAAAGUUGGAAGAGAGUUGAUGGAAGGAAGGGUUGUUGAAGCCAAAAAUGUGACAUUUGAAUACGAGAACAUGAGAACAAAGUCGUUCCAGACCAAAAUAGAAACGCGGCGAAGCGGUAGACGUGUCGUCCGAUGCACAACAUGGGAAGUUGAACUGUGACGACUGCUGUUAAAUAUUCAUGCCGACGGGACACUCUGGGAAAGAACUCCGUCGCAGAAGGACUACAGGACAAUCACGUGGACUUUUCUUCGUCUUCUUUGCUGAUACCUCGAAACAGGACCUAGUACUGGCCUGUCGGAUCUUGGACGGGUGUCAAGAGAAGCCAUUGGCUGUGGGUCUGACGAAUCCACAUAUGAGAGUCCGUUAAGCUCAGACCAGAUCGGGUUUCAAGGUUUCUAUUCACCUAGCUUGUUUGGAAUCGACUGUACUCAAGACGGAGUCCUAGAACCUUCCAGAAUAGCCCCUGAAAAUCCUAUUUCUGAAUAAGGACGGAUGCCGUAGCUGGAGGGAGCCCUGUGCUGUCUGUCCGUAGAAUCAUCCUUCAAGAUCCAGAAUGUCUGGUUUUGGUUUGGCACCGAGGCUUCAGGAUACUCUCACUCAGCCCUGACCUGAAUAUCCAAUUCCUCAAAAACAAUAAAACAGGACAGCAACACGGUCCGUAAGGACUGUCGAGGAGGAGCUCCGCACGUGCUUCAGAAGGAUGUAGACUUGUGUGUGCCUGCCAAGCUUCCCAGACAGCUGAAGUGUGUGUGUGUGUGUGUGUGCGAUACAGCUGGACCCGAGCAGCGGUGGUGAGCGGAGGCACUGGGUGGGGGGACGAGGUGAGGGAAACCAAGGGACGAGAAGAUAGCGGGAAAAAACUGACAUCAUGCUCGGCUAAACAAAACAAUGACAAUAGUUUCCGGCUGCCCCCCUGGUGCAAUGUGUGGCGUGGGGCCCCCUGGCGCCGGGGUCCUGUGAUGGUAACCAUGGUCCCCGGCAGCCGCUACGUCUGCAGCACCCACGCCAGGGAGGGCGACUCCACCAACGACCGAGAGGAGCGGAUCUUAGCCGUGUUGGGCAUCAUCGGGACUAUCCUCAACCUUCUGGUGGUCAUAUUCGUCUACAUCUACACCACCGUCACUUAGGAGCCUCAGGACCGUUUCUCCCCCGACGUCCCGACCGUCAAGUGUUUGUGCACCCGGAGGGCGAGAUGUUGAGUUGGGUUGGCUCGUCGCCACAAUCGCAGCCCUGUGAGGACAGAUCUACUCCGUUUUUCCCGAAGACCGCCGCACACGUCGCAUCUUCUUUGCCUUCCAGCCGGCCGCCAACAACUGCUGACAGCGUCUGCCUGCCGUCCUGACAUCGCUUUUCUACCGAGACAGGACUCGACGGAGGGUUUUAACGUCUUUUCCGACUGUCGAUAUCGUUGUUUUUGUUAGAAAGAUAGCGUUUGUUUCGCUGCCUGGUAAAUAUUCACGGACCAGGAGCUAGUAGUGACGAAGAAGACUGCUGGUGGCCUCUCAUUUAAAACCUUUUAAUUUCAUUAUAAAAUAUAUAGAUAUUUAAUUUUGUUUGCCAGUUUCUGUAAACAGGUUUUAAAAGGUUUUUCCAAAUAUCGAUAUUGUUGUUUUUGCUUUGGAAGAUAGCGUCCUCAAUCAAUCAGUUUAUUUAUAUAGCCCUUAAUCACAAUUGUCAUUUUGGCGUGUAUUUUUAAAAAUCAUUAUAUUGAUUAUUACAAGUUUCCUUUUUUCAUGUACUUAAUUUUUUUGUGUAAUUUUGCUUUAUUAGAAUUAUUUAAUUAAUUUUUAUUUUUUUUUACCAGUUUGUAUAGCAAACAGGUUUUAAAAGAUAGCAUCCUCAAUCAAUCAAAGUUUAUUUACAUGGCCCUUGAUCACAAUUGUCUCAAAGGGCUGCCAACUGAAACCGUCUCUUUGAAAACGUUGGCAGGUAUUUUUAAAAAUCAUUAUAAUGUUCAUCACAAGUUUCUUGUUAUCAUGUUCUUUAUUUAUUUUUUGUAAUUUUACUUCAUCAUAAUUAUUUUAUAUUAUUUGUUUACUAGUUUCUGUAGCAAACAGGUUUUAAAAGGUUUUUCCAAAUGUAUGUAUUCUUUAUAUAGCCCUUAAUCACAAUUGUCUCAAAGGGCUGCCAACUGAAGCUGUCUAUUUUAAAACUUUGGCGGGUAUUUUUAAAAAUCACUAUAAAUUACUCAUUACAAGUUUCUUUAUUUUUUGUAAUUUUAUUUCAUUAUAAUUAUUAUUAAUUUUUUUUACCAGUUUCUGUAGCAAACAGGUUUCAAAAGGUUUUCCAAAUGUCGAUACAAAUGGCGAUUUUUUAAUUUAUUUGUUAAUACUAAAUAUAGUAUUGCUACAAAACACUCAAUCAAUCAAAGUUUAUUUAUACAGCUCUUAAUCACAAUAGUCUCAAAGGGCUGCCAACUGAAGCGGUCUAUUUUAAAACUCCGGCGGGUAUUUUUAAAAAUCGUUAUAUUGCUCAUUGCAAGUUUGUUUUUUACAUAUUUUACUUAUUUUUUGUAAUUUUAUUUCAUUAUAAUUAUAUUAUUGUAUUUUUUUUUACUAGUUUCUGUAGCAAACCGGCUUAAAAUGUUUUUUCAAAGGUCGAUAUCUUUGUUUUUGUUCGGGUUUUAGCCUUUUUAUUUAUUUGUUAAUAUUAAAUAUAGUAUUGCAACAAAACAAUACCAACCGAAGUCCUCUCUUUUAAAACUAAAUUUAAAAAAAUAUAUAUAUAUAUAUUGCUCAUUACAAGUACAUUUUUUUCCAUGUUUUUUAUUUAUUUUUAUUUUUUAUUUUUGGGAAGAUAAACAUAUACUGACCAGUACAGCAGAACAAAGAAGUACAAAACUCUAGAACUCUCUUUAAAUACUUUUGGCAGGUAUUUCAAAAACUUUCAAAUAAUUUAAAAAAUUAUAUUUCAUUAUAUUUACAUUUUUUUCCCCAGUUUCUGUAGCAAGCAGGUUUAAAAGGGUUUUCAAAUGUUGAUAUUGCUGCUUUUGUUUGGCAGAUAGCAUCUGAUUACAGACCAGUACUGCAGAACAAAAUAUAGUAUCGCUACAACAGUAGAAACCGCUACUACCAACUAGGAGUCUCUUUUUAUACUUUGGCAGAUAUUUAAAAAAAACUACUAUAUUCACAUGGAGUUUUAAAAAAUAGAUUUCCAUGGAGCUAGCAUGUCCAUACCUCAGCACGCCAGAGGAGAGAUUCCUGGCGCUGCUGGGGGUGAUCGGCAUCAUACUCAAUCUCCUCCUGCUCGCCUUUGUCUACGUCUACACGUCGGUUUGACGCGGCCCGCUUGACUCGGUGUCUCCUCGACACACUAUCUUGCACCCUUCCGUGUGUAUUCACCCCAGUCCUCCGCGGUGGAGAUGACGUGUUUACUUAAGCCCGCCUUGCCGGCGCUGGACCCCGAACUGACGGAUGUAAUUGAAUUAGCGCGGUUGACGCUCUCUGCCUUCCCGCGUUCAUGCUACCAAAAUGGAACGGGAGCUCGUCGGAGCUCGUCAAAGCGAAAGAGAUCCCGAUGGGCGUCAGGGACUAACGGUUUACUUCCUGGGUUGGCUCCGUCCUGCGGGAAUGGAGUCCAGUCAGAGACCACUGAGACAACGUACCACGCAUGGACGCGGUCAUGGUGACACAAAGAUGCAGGAUAUCGAACCUGAGCAGGCGUCUACCGCCUGUUUGCAGUCCCGGGAAGACGGCAAACAUAGCUUGACAUUGAUUUGCAGCUUUUCCACUAAACUUGCGUCCUGUUGUGGAUAUCAUUUGGGACAAUUUUUUGGAAACUCUGGACUGAAUCUUCACCUGAUUUCUGUGUUUUGUCUUCUCCACCAACAAGCUGAAAGCGGAGAAGAUAUUAAAAAACCGAACAGACCAGCACAGGAUCUUCCGCCAUUGUGUUUUCUGGGCUUGUAAAAAAAAAAAACUAACUCAGGGCCGCCCUUCCCCAUCAUUUACUCGUCAAAUGUCGACGAAUAAGUCCCUCCGGAAUUCCGCAGGCUUUUUUGUGAUUGUCGCGGUCUGAAAUGCCUGACUUCGCGGCAGCUUUUUUUUUUUCCCGAAAGCUGCGACAAAAGUAGCAAUGUUUUGAGGCUUGUUUAUUUUUUUAAUAACAUUGAAUGGACUUGUGAUUUUAUGAAGUUGUUAUGAAGCUUUUAAGUGUUCCUGGAAACAAAACAAUUGAGAGAAAAAAAAUACUGACUUAGAUGUUUUACUUGUUUUAUACCACGCAGACUUAAAAGUACAUCUGAGGAAAAUGACAGUCCACGGGUCUUUAGGAUUUCCAAUCCAAAGUAAAAUAUGUCAAUGGAGGAGGUGGUCUGAGUGGUAAAAGAGGAGCAAUGUUCAUAUGUUGGUAAAAUUCAGUGUUUUAUCAAUCACAGCUAAUAUUGUAGAUCCAACAUUUUUUAUUUUCAUGUCCAUUCUGGGUGUCUCUUUCAGUAAAAAAAAGUGUAAAAUUCCAUUCUGUUUUUUGAGGUGGUUUGUCACAACGUUUUAAGCAUUCUAUCAGACAUUAUUGCGACAUUUUGUGUUUGUAUUCCUGAAAAAUAACCAAUAUAAAUAUAUAUAAACCCAAGCACACAUACAAGCGUAUGUAAACUAUUUAUAUAUAUGUAUGUAUAUAUAUAUAUAAAUAUAUUGAUUGAUAUAUUUUUAUUUCAAAUAUGCAAAAAAAAAACAAGAGCAAGCAUGAUCCAAUACAUUGCUAUAUAUAUAUAUAUAUAUAUAUAUAUAUAUAUACAUAUAUAUGCAUAUGUACAGAUAUAUAAACAUACAUAUAUAUAUAAAUACGUGUGUAUACAGACAUACUGUGCAUACAUAUAUACAUACAUAUAUGUAUGUCUAUACACAUACAUUCAUAUAUAUGUAUAUAUAGAUAGACAUACAUUUAUAUACAUAUAUACAUACAUAUAAACAUACAUACAUACACACACAUAUAGAUACAUAUAUGUAUAUACACAUGUAUACAUAAAUACAUUUGCAUAUAUACACAUACUUAAGUAC
Nerophis ophidion (straightnose pipefish) is the source of this 5368-nucleotide messenger RNA. RefSeq names its product protein TUNAR-like. Lineage: Eukaryota; Metazoa; Chordata; Actinopteri; Syngnathiformes; Syngnathidae. Bases 1331 to 1498 code for a protein of 55 amino acids. The record is from RefSeq and is a predicted model, not a curated record. The transcript is spliced from 2 exons.